Molecule: messenger RNA, 897 nt
Organism: Calliphora vicina (urban bluebottle blowfly)
Lineage: Eukaryota; Metazoa; Arthropoda; Insecta; Diptera; Calliphoridae
Product: trypsin zeta-like
Exons: 1
Coding region: 43-834 (263 amino acids)
Biological process (GO): proteolysis
Molecular function (GO): serine-type endopeptidase activity
Source: RefSeq, a predicted model, not a curated record
UUUAGAACGAUUUGAUAAAUUAGUCGGGCGUUAUAUUUGAGAAUGAAAUUAAUUGUACUUGUUAGUUUGAUGUCCUUAAGCCAAGGAUAUUUAAUAAAGGAUCUAGAAGAACCGGAUAAACGUAUUGUUGGUGGAUUUGAGGUAGACAUUGGAAAAUAUGGCUAUCAAAUAAGUUUACGUAAAAAGAGUAUUUUUAAUCCUAAUGCACCAUAUACCCAUAUCUGUGGUGGUAGUAUUUACUCUGAAAAUAUUGUGUUAACGGCAGCUCAUUGCAUUAUAGCUACAGUUCCGAGUCAACUAAAAGUGGUGGCUGGAGGGAAUAUAAAAAAUGGUAAUGAUGGUGUUUUGGUGCCGGUUAAAGAAAUUAUUAUGCAUGAAAAUUACAAUCCUGACACUUAUAAUAAUGAUGUGGCUAUUUUGGUAGUGUCUGUGCCAUUGCCAUUAAAUAGAUUUACCAUACGUGCCAUAGAAUUAAUAGAUGAUGCCCCCACCGCUGGUACUUUGACAACUAUCACUGGUUGGGGGGCUUUGGUAGAGGGAGGACCCUCUCCUUCCACCUUGCAAGAAGUAAAGGUUCCCGUGGUUAGGCAAGAGGAAUGCAAUGAAGAUUACGAAGGUAAUAUUACCGAAUACAUGCUCUGUGCUGGGUUAAGAAGUCAAGGCGGUAAAGAUGCAUGUCAAGGAGACUCUGGUGGCCCAUUAACAAUACGUAAUAAAUUGGCUGGCAUCGUUUCAUGGGGCAAUGGCUGUGCUAGGCCCAAUUUCCCAGGAGUUUAUGCAAAUGUUUGGACUUUAAGAUCAUGGAUAUUGGAAAAAGUUAUGCAAUAUCAGUAGACAUUAACAAACUAUUUAAGUGAUGUAAUUUUCCACUAAAGAAUCAAAAUAAAAAUAAAUAAA